GAAGUUUCAUAGAUGAAGAAGGAAAAGACCCAGUGCGCAGGCGUAAAACCACGUACCCCGAGCUCUACAGCAUCGCGCUGUUUUGGCCCUAUGCUAACUAGCUCGUAGCUGGUGGUGUGUGUCAAGUCAUACAUUGGGCUUGUUAGGGGAAGCAUAACGGUGGAGAAGAAGGGGGUCCCUGGAAGCGCCGCGAAAUGGCCGGGCAACAGUUUCAGUACGAUGACAGCGGCAACACAUUUUUCUACUUCCUAACGUCCUUCGUUGGACUCAUCGUCAUCCCAGCCACAUAUUACCUCUGGCCAAGAGAUCAGAAUGCUGAGCAGCUGCGUCUGAAGAGCCUUCGAAGGGUGCACGGUCGUUGUCUCUGGUACCGUCUCCGUUUGAUGAGGUCACAGCAGAGCAUCAUUCCAACACUGAAGAAAGCAGCCCUGUUGUUUGGCUGGGCUGUGUUUCUGUUGCUGGCCUACAAAGUAUCCAAACUGGACCGGGAGUACCAGGAGUAUAACCCGUAUGAGGUCCUCAGCCUGGACCAGGGAGCGUCUGUCUCCGAGAUUAAGAAGCAGUACCGCCUCCUGUCCCUGAAGUUCCACCCUGACAAAGGAGGAGAUGAAGACAUGUUCAUGAGGAUCGCAAAGGCAUACUCUGCGCUGACCAAUGACGAAUCAAGACAGAACUGGGAGACCUACGGUAACCCAGACGGUCCAAGAGCGACUAGUUUUGGCAUCGCUCUGCCUGCAUGGAUAGUGGACUCCAAGAACUCAAUGCUGGUGUUGCUGGUCUAUGGUUUAGCCUUCAUGGUCAUCCUGCCUGUCGUCGUGGGGACAUGGUGGUACCGGUCCAUUCGUUACAGUGGAGAUCAGAUCCUCAUUAACACCACCCAGCUCUUCAUGCACUUCAUGUACAAGACUCCUAACAUGAAUAUGAAACGGUUAUGCAUGGUGUUGACAGCAGCUUUCGAGUUUGACCCUCGCAGCAACAAAGAGGCCACCAUACGACCAACAGAUAACCUUGAAGUACCACAGCUGAUCCGAGAGUUGGGAAACAUCAAUGUAAAGAAGAAGGAGCCCCCGUUCUGCUACCCCUACAGCCUAAAGGCCCGGGUCCUAGUUCUGGCCCACCUGGCCCGAAUGGAGGUCUCAGAAGACAUCGAAGAAGACCAGAGGUUUGUCGUGAAGAAGAGCCCGGCUCUGCUCCAGGAGAUGGUGAACGUGGGCUGUCAACUCACCAUGAUGGCCAACAGCAGAGGAGGUUUCCACGCCCCCCGGCUGGUAUCUAUAGAGAACUGUAUGAAGCUGACUCAGAUGGUAGUUCAGGGUCUGCAGGAAUCCAAGUCACCUCUCCUUCAGCUCCCUCACUUUGAAGAGGAGCACCUACGAUACUGCAUCUCUAAGAAGUAUAAGGUGCGUAGCCUGCAGGAUCUGGUCAGUCUGAAGGACUCUGACCGUCGGAGCAUGCUCCGUUUCCUUGGCGAGGAAAAAUAUGAUGAGGUUAUGGCUGUUCUCGGCAGCUUCCCACACAUCACCAUGGAAACCAAGCUGCAAGUCCUGGACGAUGAAGACAGCAAUAACAUCACAGCUGGGUCCAUCGUCACGGUGACCGUAACUCUGACCCGGAAGAGAAUGGCGGAGGUGUUUGAGAAAGAGCAGGAUUCAUCACCUUGUCCUGGGGUCGUAGAAGAGGCCAGUACGGAGGAUACUGUCACGCCGGGAGACCCCAGUAAAAACAAAGUCAAGGUGUGGCAGAGCAAAGCGAAAGCUACAAAGAAGACAAAGCAGUCCAAAAAGAAGAAACUCACCAAGAAAAAGCCCCUCCCACUGCCGGCAUCUAAAGCUAAACAGGCCAAUGGGAGUGCACCAGGAAAUGAUGUUGUUGGCGUGGUGAAGGAGGAAGAGGAGGACGAGGACGCGUCAGACAAGGGCAGCGAAUCAGAGGAUGGCGAGGGGAACAAGGAUUCUCCAAGUGAAAGAGACGAGGAGAGCGACAAACAGAGCGACACGGAGGUGGACGAGAUUGCUGGGGACGAUGAGGAGGAAUGGGAGGCACUGCAGCAGAGCAUCCAGAGGCGGGAGCGAGCGUUGCUGGAGACCAAGUCCAAGGUCACCCACCCUGUCUACAGCCUCUACUACCCGGAGGAGAAGCACGAGUGGUGGUGGCUGUACAUCGCUGACCGCCGGGACCAGACACUGGUGUCCAUGCCCUGCCACGUCUGCACGCUGAGAGACACGGAGGAGGUGGAGUUAAAGUUCCCGGCCCCAUCUAAAACAGGGAACUAUCAGUACUCUGUAAUCCUGCGUUCUGACUCUUACAUGGGUCUGGAUCAGAUCCGUCCCCUCAAGCUGGAGGUGCACGAGGCCAAGGCGAUACUGGACAACCACCCCCAGUGGGACAUCCCAGAGACGGAGGAGGAGGAUGAGGAGCAGGAGGACAGCGACGGCAUAGAGGAGAGUGAAGAAGAUGACCAAGACAACGACUGAACACACACACUGAGAACUCCCUUGGACACACUUUCCCUUCAACCCCCCCACCCCCUUUUAGAUGUGAUCUCCUUGCCCUGGCGCACAGACACACACACACACACAUAGACACGUGCCUCAGGACCAUUUGGAUUCCUAUGGCCACCCCCUUCACCCCCCCACCUUGCCAGGUGAACACACACACACACACACUACAGCAACUUAGACGGGUGGGUGUAAGAGAACUUUGGUUAUCAGAAUAAACAUAAGAAAUGGACUUCCAAAUUAAAAUCAUGACAUUCUUUUUGUUUCAUACUUUCACUUUUCAUAAUCACAGUGGAUCCCCUCUGACAGCGGACUGUGUUUUAUUAGAGUUCAAAUGAGGUGUAUUCAUUUAUACUGGACAUUUUAGUCAUUUAGCAAACACACUUCCAGGCAAUAGGUGUAAUCUCUAGGAAACAACAGGAAGGAACCUACCAGAUGUUGUCCAAAUAAAAACUCUUGUUUUCGUUACUGAACGUUUUUCAUUUGCUACAGUACAAAUGCAAUUCCCUUCCAGGGAAUUCUUCAUUCUUUAUGGUCCUUACCUUUGGAAUGGGAUUUAAGCCGUCUUUUAAGAAAUAUUUUUGUGUUUGUGGAAAAUAGACUUCUGCUAGAUUCCUUUUCAAUUGCUUUUUUUUUUU
Molecule: messenger RNA, 3136 nt
Organism: Esox lucius (northern pike)
Lineage: Eukaryota; Metazoa; Chordata; Actinopteri; Esociformes; Esocidae
Gene: sec63
Product: SEC63 homolog, protein translocation regulator
Exons: 20
Coding region: 195-2474 (759 amino acids)
Biological process (GO): post-translational protein targeting to endoplasmic reticulum membrane; SRP-dependent cotranslational protein targeting to membrane
Cellular component (GO): Sec62/Sec63 complex
Molecular function (GO): transmembrane protein transporter activity; RNA binding
Source: RefSeq, a predicted model, not a curated record